Selaginella moellendorffii is the source of this 2381-nucleotide messenger RNA. RefSeq names its product C-terminal binding protein AN. The transcript is spliced from 8 exons. Gene Ontology annotation, biological process: microtubule cytoskeleton organization. The coding region runs from base 79 to 1995 and encodes 638 amino acids. The record is from RefSeq and is a predicted model, not a curated record. Gene Ontology annotation, molecular function: NAD binding. Lineage: Eukaryota; Viridiplantae; Streptophyta; Lycopodiopsida; Selaginellales; Selaginellaceae.
UAGGGCUUUGGCAUCCAGGAGAGAAUGCGGGGGAAAUCCAGAGCCUAGAGGGAGCAUUGGCCAGAUUUGCAAGCCAGGAUGACCAAGGUCGAUGUGAGCUCCCCCGGCAAUGGCGCCACCUCGCAAAAUCCGAGCUACGCAGUGGGCAACAGCAGCAAGAUCGUCAAGGAAGUGGCCGGGGCAGCGGCGGCGGGGAUCCCUGGGCUUCCUCUCGUCGUCGCGCUGAAUUGCCUCGAGGAUUGGCAGAUCCUCAAUGCCGAUGCUCUGGCCGGCAUUGCGACGCUGGAGCACCUCAACCUCGCGCAGAUUGCCGAGGGCAAGCUGGAGACUGCGGCGGCCGUGAUCAUCCAUUCCCUGGAUCUCCCCCGCGCGGCGCAGCGGCGGCUCCAGCCCUGGCAGCUGAUUCUCUGCCUGGGAUCUAUUAACAAGCCGGCGGAUUCCGCCGCGGCGGCCGAGAUGGGACUCAAGCUCGUUCAUGUGGAUUGUGGGAGGGGCGAGGAGAUUGCCGACACGGUCAUGGCGUUGCUCCUGGGAUUGCUGAGGCACACGCAUUCUCUCUCGGCUCAGGGAUUUGCAAGCGCUGGCUGGCUGGGAUCGAUCCAGCCGCUGUGCAAGGGGAUGAGGAGAUGCCGGGGGCUCGUCAUGGGGAUCGUUGGUCGGACGCCAUCCGCCUGUGCUCUUGCGGUUCGCUGCCUGGCGUUUAAGAUGAGAGUGAUAUACUAUGAGACCGAAGAGGUGAAAGAGCAGACUCGCAAGUCUUUUCCUGCGUUUGCUACCAAAGUGGAAAGUCUGAAUGAGCUUCUUUCUCAAAGUGAUGUGGUUUCGCUUCACUGCCCGCUCACCAACGACACCGUCCAGAUUAUAAACGCCGAAGCUUUGCAGUACAUCAAACCAGGGGCUAUUAUUGUGAAUUCAAGCAGCUGCCAUCUACUCGACGACUGCGCUGUGAAGCAAGCUCUCAUUGACGGCAUCAUUGCUGGCUGCGCUUUGGAUGGCGUCGAAGGUCCGCAAUGGCUGGAAGCGUGGGUCAGGGAGAUGUCAAACGUGUUAAUUCUUCCUCGGAGUGCCGAUUACAGUGACGAUGCGUGGAACGAAAUCCGGUUAAAGGCAUUUUCUCUGCUGAGGUCCUAUCUUGUCAAUGGAGUUAUUCCUGCGAGUUCUGUUUCAGAGGACGAAGAGGACUGGCAGGAAGAGAAGCAUGAGCGGUUCGAGAGAGAAAGUGCCAAAGAAGACGAUCAGUGGAUUGCAGACUCGCAGACCGGCCAGCAGUUUCACCGGAAGCAGCUUGUUUAUCCGCCACAGGAGAUCCGCGAGGCUCGCAGUAUGUACAACAAAUCGGGAAAGAAGUCGAAGAAGAGGGGCUCGAGACGGAAAUCUCACCAGGUGCCAGAAUCGUUCCCAGUUCCGGAGAGAGAUGCUAACUGGGUGGCAUUGCAAAGAGAUGAUCCCGGGGGCACAAGCGGGAGAGACCAAGCGGUGAAUUCAACUUCCCGUUUCACCUCGCCCGACGAUUCCAAGGCCCGACGCGAAGACGCGGACGUGAGCUCGGAGAAACCGGCUAGCGAGUCCGUGCAGGACCUUCAAGCGAUCGAUGUGCUGAAGGAAGGCUACGUCGUUGCUGUCCGUCCAGUGACUGGGAAUGGUUACUACGUUGCUCGGCAGAAAGGUCCCGGACGAAGGUGGUGCCUGGACGUCAUGUCGGAUGUCACUCCCAGAGAUCCUGCUGCUCAGUUCCUCGUGGUGCUACGAAAUAGAGAUCGUCUUGGUUUGAGAUCACUGGCUGCUGGUGGAAAGCUUCUACAGUCCAACAAGAAAUCGGAGCUCGUGUUCCUCAACCACAAUUUCGAUAUGUGGGAGAGCUGGGUGCUCGAAGGGUCCCAGCUGAGCGACUGUACGCUCGUGAAUAGCAAAUUCAGAGGGGUGUCCAUGGACGUGUCAAUGGAGGUACUGGCAGCCGUGGGAGAGGACGAUGGCGUGGCGAGGUGGCUGAGCUGAGAGUUUGAUCCAAUGCUCGCAAGAAAUAAAGUCUAUCUGUGAAGUGAAAUACAUUAUAGUACGUCCAGGAAGAAAUCGCGCAUCAAAGAAAAAAGGGACUCCAGCAGCACGCCGGUGAUCACUGUACAAGCUGUGAGAUUUUACGUAGACCGGGAGCUCGGCUAUGGUGGAACGAGAGCCCGCUCUCCAAGUAACUUGGAGCAGCUCUCUCACUGGAGCCAACUGUCAAGAGCUAAAACGCGAAGAAACUCCGGGCGAGAGCUCAAAAGGAAGGAACAACGCCAAAGGAGGCAUCGUAAGAGUCCAUCUCGCCUCGCUUGGCAAACCUUCCUUUGAUCCUGGGCCGGGUCUCAGCGUAAGCUUUGCGAGAAGCGUACCUUAUCGUC